Molecule: messenger RNA, 1561 nt
Organism: Esox lucius (northern pike)
Lineage: Eukaryota; Metazoa; Chordata; Actinopteri; Esociformes; Esocidae
Gene: calm1a
Product: calmodulin 1a
Molecular function (GO): calcium ion binding
Source: RefSeq, marked provisional
CCUACAGCCCAUCAUUAGAGUUCCCGGGAGCUGGUCAAUCUCGUAGUCUAGUUUUUGAAAACCAAUCCAUCCAGCGCCGACAGAUAUGGCUGACCAACUAACAGAGGAGCAGAUUGCUGAAUUCAAGGAGGCCUUCUCCUUGUUCGACAAGGACGGCGACGGCACCAUCACAACCAAAGAGCUGGGCACCGUGAUGAGGUCGCUCGGACAGAAUCCCACAGAGGCUGAGCUGCAGGACAUGAUCAACGAGGUGGAUGCUGAUGGCAACGGAACCAUUGACUUCCCAGAGUUCCUCACUAUGAUGGCCAGGAAAAUGAAAGACACAGACAGCGAGGAGGAGAUUCGUGAGGCAUUCCGGGUAUUUGACAAGGACGGAAACGGCUACAUCAGUGCAGCAGAGCUCCGUCACGUCAUGACAAACCUGGGAGAGAAGUUAACAGACGAGGAGGUGGACGAGAUGAUCAGAGAAGCGGACAUUGACGGAGAUGGACAAGUCAACUAUGAAGAAUUUGUACAAAUGAUGACCGCAAAAUGAAGAUCCUUCUCCCUUCUCCCGAACUCCUUAGAAGACAAAAAAAAAAAUCAGUCAAAUGUUUUACUUACCUCUUGCAAAAAUAUACAUUUAUUCAUACUGUUUCUGUAUAGAAAACAUAACUGAAUGUUGGAAAAACAAAUCUGUCCACAUAUAAGUAAAAAUAUUUAAUAAAAAAUAAUAAUAAAAAAAAAGGAAAAUAAUCAAAAAUGAUCUGCAUGUACUGGUUAGUGGUCCUGUCCCCAGAGAUGAGCUUAGACAUCAGUAAUAACAAAUUAUACCUGUAAACAAAACCGUCAACAACUAAAAGCACUUGGCAAACUGCUUCUUGGUGCCAGUUGCUAGUCGUAAUGUUUGGGCUGGCCAAUUGUCGUCUUUUCUUUUCCUGUUUCUGUUCUUCAUGCAUGCAGCUUAAGACUGACGGCCGCAGUCUGGCGGCUAGGCUCACUUUUAUUCCACAGUGGUGUCGAGGGGACUCUUGGUGGGGUUUUGGUACAGUCUAUUUUGAGAGGGAGAAGAGCUCAGAAGAUAGGUGUCAGUGGGGAUGGGAGGGCGUGUGUUGGGGGUCAUACUAAACGCGCGUAGAGACAAAAUGAACGAGACCUUUUUAGUUUGCUUACGUACAAGAGAUAUUUUUAAGAAAAUUAUCAUUUAAAAAAAAUACAUUUUAGAAUUAUGUUUGGCAUGUUGGGAAUAUUUGGAGUUCUGUUUCCUUGUGUGUUGAACUUUGGGUUGGAUUCAAGGGUGGGCAACGGGCUGGACAGUCGGGUUGGUCCUGACUAUUUUUACCCACUAGGGGAAGGCUUAGUUUUUGGCAAGGGAAUGCGGUUGUACCGUCAAUGUUUUCUAUCUUCUGUUUCUCGACUCUGACCGUGGUUGCGUGUGGGUUUUGAUUUGAUCUCCAGCGCUUCAUAGGGUCUUCAACACCAGAGUCUUCUCUAGACUGUUCAUCUUGAGUUCAGUUUACGUUCAUUCCAAGUUGUACAUGCUAGUCUUUUAAUUUUUUUUUCCAAUAAAAGACCAUGAACU